CCUUCGAUACCACUUCGCACCACCCUAUCUGCUCCCUUCCCUGCCAACUGUGAGGCGAGUGAGUGGAGCUUAUUGCCACCUAUGGUAGGGGCAGUGCACCGAUGGCCGGCGGGCCUGGUGAAAGUGCGUGAGAGGAGUAAUGGGCUCCGUGUAGUUUGAUGUGACGAUGAAGAUUGUGAGCCAGCGCGGUGGUGCACACCCCUGCUAGGGUACACCUGUGGUGGCUGAACCGCCCCGGCCAGGCACGCUCGUUUCCCUCGCAAUAUUGUUCUCUCCAUCUCGACUGCAUCGUUCUGGGAGCAUCACCGUGUGUACUUUCCGCCGCAGCAUCGUCGGAAGCCAGUCAGGAUCUGUCGAGAUACAGAAAUUUCCAUUUGCAAUACCUGUUGGAAGGUGACGUGUCCAGUGUUUGCAGAGCUGUUCGAUAAGGGUGGAGCUCUGUCUUCUGCACUGCUGAACGUGGAGCUCGUCCGUGCUCUUUAACCUCGUUCAGCGCUCUAGAACCCGUGAUUUAGCCAUGGCUCCAGCGCCCGCUGCGGUGCGCAUCAUAUUGGGGUCUCAGUCGCAGUCGCGACACGCGAUUCUGCGAGAAAUGGGAUACGCGAACUUCGAAGUCGUCACGGCGGACAUCGAUGAGGGAGCUAUCCGAGCGCCCUUGGCAGAGGAUCUCGUGGAGAUGUUGGCGCAUGCGAAAGCGGAGGCCAUUCUGGUGAAGUUGGCGUUGAAUCCUGAAAGAAAGCAGGCGGACAAAAAUGCUCCGGUGCUGCUGAUUACCGCGGACCAGGUGGUGGUGCACGAGGGCGUCAUCCUGGAGAAGCCCAAGAGCGCGGAGGAGGCGCGACGGGUGAUCCGAGGGUACACCAGGUCGCCGGCAACUACCGUCGGAGCCAUUCUUGUGACGAAUUUGGCCACCGGAGUGCGGGUGGGUGGGGUGGACAAGGCGGAGGUUUACUUCAAUGAGAUCCCGAACGAGGUGAUCGAAGCUCUGAUCGAGGAAGGGAGCGUGUUCUAUUCCGCUGGGGGAUUGUUGGUGGAACAUCCGUUGGUGUCGCCCCUGGUUGAAGCCAUGGUAGGGACGAUAGAUAGUGUGAUGGGUAUGUCGAAGGAGCUCACGCAGUCUCUCAUUACACAAGCUUUGGCAUCGCAGGGGGGAAGCAGCGGCAUUGAGUGAGGCAUUUUGUGAUUUAUUUAUCAGUUUGUGACAGGGUACAGUUGGGGAACGCGCUUCAUGCGCCAGCAGCGAAAUGUUGCCGACUUAUUUUGGUUUCUACGCCCUAGCGUAUUAUUUAUGCGCUACACAUCCUAUUGGGCUGGAGCAAGCUCAAAACUGCUGUAUACAUUUGUUUUAGGAUUUAGACGGCAAGGGUCUAGAGGUCCCCAUCCCAAAGCUGCUCCACCGUCUUGUGCGGACUGGUUGUAUCAUUCACGAACGUCCCUUCGCCCGAGAGAAGACGAUGCUGCAUGUCAAUCGGUGAAGUGUCAUUCGAGGGCUUCAAAGUGUAUGGUAUCAAUUCAGAAAAAAAGGUUCAACUAGUUGUUUCCCGAAUGGAAAUCAGGUGUUCAAAGAAGGACA
Messenger RNA from Physcomitrium patens, 1573 nucleotides. RefSeq lists its product as uncharacterized. Gene Ontology annotation, molecular function: nucleoside triphosphate diphosphatase activity. The record is from RefSeq and is a predicted model, not a curated record. NCBI's taxonomy places the organism in Eukaryota, Viridiplantae, Streptophyta, Bryopsida, Funariales, Funariaceae.